Messenger RNA from Doryrhamphus excisus (bluestripe pipefish), 3955 nucleotides. Its product is annotated as potassium voltage-gated channel subfamily A member 1. Gene Ontology annotation, cellular component: paranode region of axon; juxtaparanode region of axon; dendrite. Lineage: Eukaryota; Metazoa; Chordata; Actinopteri; Syngnathiformes; Syngnathidae. The record is from RefSeq and is a predicted model, not a curated record. Gene Ontology annotation, molecular function: delayed rectifier potassium channel activity; protein binding. Gene Ontology annotation, biological process: action potential; protein homooligomerization; potassium ion transmembrane transport.
UCCUCCCCCCCCCCCCCCCCCCCCCCAAGCAUGACGGUGGUGUCCGCGGACCACGUGGACGAGGGCGCCACCCUGCCGGGUCACCUGCAGGACGACGAGUGCGACGCGCACGAGUGCUGCGAGCGCGUGGUCAUCAACGUGUCGGGUCUUCGCUUCGAGACGCAGCUGAAGACCUUGGCGCACUUCCCGGACACGCUCCUGGGGAACCCCAAGAAGAGGAUGCGGUACUUUGACCCGCUGCGGAACGAGUACUUCUUCAACCGCAACCGGCCCAGCUUCGACGCCAUCUUGUACUACUACCAGUCCGGAGGCCGGCUCAGGCGGCCCGUCAACGUCCCGCUGGACAUGUUCUCCGAGGAGAUCAAGUUCUACGAGCUGGGGGCCGAGGCCAUGGAGAAGUUCCGAGAGGACGAGGGCUUCAUCCGCGAGGAGGAGCGCCCCCUGCCGGACAAGGAGUUCCAGCGGCAGGUCUGGCUCCUCUUCGAGCACCCGGAGAGUUCGGGUCCGGCGCGGGGCAUCGCCAUCGUGUCCGUGAUGGUCAUCCUCAUCUCCAUCGUCAUCUUCUGCCUGGAGACGCUGCCCGAGCUCAAGGAGGACGCGGGCGAGCGACGGCGGGCGGCGGGGAACGGAACCGGCGCCCACCGGAGCGACGUGCUGACCGACCCGUUCUUCAUGGUGGAGACGCUGUGCAUCAUCUGGUUCUCCUUCGAACUCCUGGUGCGCUUCUUCGCCUGCCCGAGCAAGAUGGCCUUCUUCCGGAACAUGAUGAACUCCAUCGACGUGGUGGCCAUCAUCCCCUACUUCAUCACGCUCGGAACCGAGCUGGCCGACGACCCGGACGACAAGGAGGGCAAAGGUGGCGGGGGCGGCGGAGGCGGCGGCGGCGGCGAGCAGGCCACCUCGCUGGCCAUCCUGCGCGUCAUCCGCCUGGUGCGCGUCUUCCGCAUCUUCAAGCUGUCCCGCCACUCCAAGGGUCUGCAGAUCCUGGGCCAGACCCUCAAGGCCAGCAUGCGCGAGCUGGGCCUGCUCAUCUUCUUCCUCUUCAUCGGCGUCAUCCUCUUCUCCAGCGCCGUCUACUUCGCCGAGGCCGAGGAGCCCGAGUCGCACUUCUCCAGCAUCCCGGACGCCUUCUGGUGGGCCGUGGUCUCCAUGACGACGGUGGGCUACGGCGACAUGUACCCGGUGACCAUCGGGGGAAAGAUCGUGGGCUCGCUGUGCGCCAUCGCCGGCGUGCUGACCAUCGCCCUGCCCGUGCCCGUCAUCGUGUCCAACUUCAACUACUUCUACCACCGCGAGACGGACGGCGAGGAGCAGGCCCAGCUGCUCCACGUCAGCCAGCAGAACCUGGCGCCGGACGACGCCUCCUCGCUGCUCAGCAAGUCCGAGUACGCCGACAACAGCAUCGACAACCUGCGCGAGGCCAACCUGCGCGGCGCCAACUGCACGCCGCCCAGCCGCAACUGCGUGGACGGCGCCAAGCUUCUGACGGACGUGUGACGCGCUGUUGUCACGGCAACGCCAGCUGGCCUCCUUGCCGUGUUGACGAGAUGUUCUAUUUUCAGACUUCCUGGAAUAAAAGACGACCGCGCUGGAAUUCUGUCCCGGCUUGUUUUUAGGUCCUGGGAACUCCUUGUUGACAUUUGGAGGAGGCGUGGCCGCCGAGACCCCUCCCCUUCAGCAUGCUGCCUCCUUUCAUCGCUUCCUGCGUGCACGUGUGUCAGGGGUCGCCGUGAGGGCGGCGUUUAGUGCCUUCACCCCUCCCCCACCGCCAAGUGCCUUCACGAUGACGAUGAUGACGAUGAUGACGACCGUGACCUCCGCAUCCUCACGUGACCUUUUGCAUGACAGACGUUUGGCAUGUUGACCCGGGUAAAAGUGGCGUUGAUGUUUUUCUUGUGUCUGCUGUGUUACCAUGGCGAUGAUGUAGUUAACCUCCCAGAAUACCAUGCGUGUUUAGCGUUCACCACUCAUAGCCGCACUUUCAAUAAACUUUCUUUUUUUUUUUUUACUUGGUGGUCGCGCACGUGCAAGGAGGUCCAAAAUAGUUCCCGUGCUCCGAGCAGCUCCCUCAGAGGUCGCCACGACCUCCGUCACUGGCGGGAGACGAGCAAGUUGACCCGAGUCGCAAGUUGACCCGAGUCGCCUGGUCAUGUGACACCACCUUCAGAUCAAUUAUUCACGGGCGCUGGAACCAUCGACCUUCACCAAUCACUGCUCUCCUCUUGGUAGCGUUAGCUUUAGCCACAAGCUAGGACAUAGCGCACGUGCACGUUACGGCUGAAUCAUUGGUGAGAAAGGGGGCGUGUCCCUAUGCCAACCCCCCCCAAAAAAAUCACCACGUGAUGUCCUAUUCUGCCACAUGGAAAGUGCUGGGGGGGGGGUACAUGACUCAGGAAUCACCGACAGCUUCAAAGUCACAUGACCAACUGUUUGAAAUGUGAAGUAAAAAAAGCAAAAUGGCGGCCAGUGGAACUACUGUAUUCCUCCAUAUGAUCGGACACGAUCACGCCAGCUGAUUCCAUGAUCGCCCACCAGAGGGCAGUAGAAACCAACAGCCACAAGCUGCUGAACGCUGCCAUCGUGUGGGCGCUCUGAGCAGCUGCAGUCACGACCCAAACACUAAAUGAUACAAAAACAAUACUUGACUACAACACGAAACAUUUUAGUAUUUUAGGGCAACUAAGUUUUACAGCCGUGUGGGAAAUAAUGUCCUUUCCAUCCCACUCAUGUUUUGACUGCUGUUGUGUUCUGUGAUGCUAUGGAUGCUAUUGAUGCUAGCACGCUAGCAAGUCCAGAAAAAGCCACGUUUGAUUCCACAAGAAAACUUUAUUUGCCACACGUUUAGAAGAAGGUGUUUGGUCUCUUGGUGGUGAAGCGAGGCUUGUGCUGGCGGCGCAGGACCCGGUGAGGCAGCGGGAAUUUGAUCUUGGAGUCCUGCGGGAGGAGGGGGUGGAGUCAGCUUCAGUUUUGGGUGAGGGGGCAAACGGGAAGACAAAACUCACGUGGAACUGCUUGAUGGCCGGUCUGCGACACUUGUUGGCAGCGAUGACCUGCACCUUCAUGAUCUGGAUGGAGUGGGCGCGGGCGCGGUGGCGGGCUCCCAUGUCCCGGUCUGCAAGGACACGCCUCGUUCAACACACGCACGACAUACGCUACGUACGGCCACGCCGAAGGCGACUCACAGCACUGCGUGACGGCUCCGGAGGUGGUCAGGUCGCGGUACUCUCGGUACAUGUUGUGAGUGCCGCUGCGAGAGUCGUAGCGCAGCCAGAUGCCGAAGUUCUUCACCUUCAGGGGGGUCUUCUCGUGGACCUGAACACAGCCGGUGUGAAUACACGUUUAUCGAGGGCAAAGGUCGACGCCGCCAGCCUCGUACCAGUCCGCAGUAGACCGUCUCGCCCGACGCCUUCUUCAUCUUCCUCAACUGGGACACAAAGUACCAGAAACGAGACUUGGCCACCACAUGGUUGGGGGCGAAGAUCCUCAUGCGGUACAGAGGGGGGGACGGGUUCUUGGCAGAGGGCAGCAGACGCCCGAUGACCUUGUACUCUCGGAGCUGCGCACACGACAAGUUAACGUGAACAUCCUAGUGAGUAUCUGCAACGGGCAACGCUUCCAGAUCAGAUGUAAACAUGUCCGUCCUUGAAUUCACUUUCACCGGCACUGCAGCAUCAGAGAAAGGCGACAAGGAUGACGUUUGCUUUCUGCACACCAGGCAAAAUCACACCAUCGGGAUCAUGUGACCUUUGGGUCUGGGUGCAAACAGUCUCAUACAUUCACAUUUACAUUAACGUACGGGACUCAAAUCGGUUCGACACAGAUGAACAUGAAGGCAGGUUCGAGUCCAACACUCUAGGCACGGCUUUCAUGUCACGCUAAUAUUCCGCGUUAGCUGUUAGCAUUAGCUAGUCUAGCAUUCCGCCGGCACGCCGCUCGAACAAGAACUAAUUAUCCG